GUUACUGCUGUUCCCAGGUCACAGGCUUCCAACAUCACUGCCAUUUAGGUGGCUCCCAGGUGUUUCGCAUUUUGGAGCAGUUUCAGAAUAACCCAUCUCCUUGCCUCCCACCUUCCCAGAUGUGCUGUUUUAUCACUUCCUUCAUCAUGUGACCAACCUGAGCCGGAGACAGAUCAUGACUGUGUUUAACAUGCUGGACUGGAACGCUCUGGGCGAGAUUGGCUUUGACCAGUUCUACAUGCUGGUCUGCAUACUGCUGGCACACCAGAACCACCUGGAAGAGCAAUUUAUCUUCCGCCAUUCCCGGCCUGUUUUUGAGCUGCUCGACUUGGAUGGGGAGCUGAAAAUUGGUGUAGAGAGCUUCCACAUGUACAAGUUUCUUUUCAAUAUUAAGAAAAAAAAACUCAGAGAGCUCUACCAUGCCUCUGACAUCACAGGUGACCGUCGUCUAACUUACAAGGAAUUUAAGCUGUUUACUAUCUUCACCAUGGACAAAUGCCAGGAGAGGCAGAAAGCAGAGGAGAAAAAGAAGUCUCUGCUCAAAAAGAAAACAUUACGUGAAGUUAAUAGUUUGGUACUGACAGACGAGGAGGAUCUGGCUGGAAAAUGA
Messenger RNA from Hipposideros armiger (great roundleaf bat), 610 nucleotides. RefSeq names its product EF-hand calcium binding domain 9 (gene EFCAB9). The transcript is spliced from 4 exons. Gene Ontology annotation, molecular function: calcium ion binding; calcium ion sensor activity. Gene Ontology annotation, biological process: flagellated sperm motility; sperm capacitation. Bases 176 to 610 code for a protein of 144 amino acids. Gene Ontology annotation, cellular component: cytoplasm; sperm principal piece. The record is from RefSeq and is a predicted model, not a curated record. Lineage: Eukaryota; Metazoa; Chordata; Mammalia; Chiroptera; Hipposideridae.